This is a messenger RNA of Poecile atricapillus (Black-capped chickadee), 4306 nucleotides long. RefSeq names its product dystroglycan 1 (gene DAG1). Gene Ontology annotation, biological process: morphogenesis of an epithelium; axon guidance; nerve development. Bases 550 to 3240 code for a protein of 896 amino acids. Lineage: Eukaryota; Metazoa; Chordata; Aves; Passeriformes; Paridae. Gene Ontology annotation, molecular function: calcium ion binding; laminin binding. Gene Ontology annotation, cellular component: dystrophin-associated glycoprotein complex; dystroglycan complex; basement membrane. The record is from RefSeq and is a predicted model, not a curated record. The transcript has 3 exons.
GCUGGCGGCGGCGGCGCGGCCUGGGCAGAGGGGGCGGCGAGCCCGGGCCUGGCGGAGAGCGGGCGGCGGGGUGGCUUUCCCGGCGCGGCGCCGCCUCAGCUCGGCGCGGCCUACGGGGCCGGCCCCGUGCCGCCUUCCCGCCGGGCCGCGCUCCCUCCGCGCCGCUUUCCCGCCGCCGCCCUCGGCCCUGGGUGGGCGCCGCGCCCGAGAGUGCUCGGUGGGGCCGGGCGGGAGGCGGAGCGGGCCCGGGGCUUCAAGCGGCAGGGCCGGCCCGGGCUGUACCGAGUGAGCCUCGGGGCUCUGCCGGGAGCGGCCGAGGUGCUGUCGGUGGUGGCAGCCGGCUCUGCUUGUGACAAAACCCGUGUGGGCGUCCCGGGCUCUACCCGCUCACCGGGACCAGCCCGGCGCCGUGGGAGCGCAGGUUCCCAGGACUCCUAGGAUGAGGCUGCUGUGAAGGACUGGUGGAUCCCCUGCCUGUGCUGUGGUGCCUGCAGAUUCCCUGUGAUCCCCUUUCCAGCUGGAGCACGGUUGCCAAGGCUGCUGGGAAGAAUGACUGUUGGAUGCCUACUGCAAUCCCCUGUCCUGGGGAGGACUUGGCUCCCCGUGCUGCUGCUGGCAGCCUCUGCUCACUGCCACUGGCCCAGCGAGCCGGCAGAAGUGGUUCGGGACUGGGAAAACCAGCUGGAGGCCUCCAUGCACUCGGUGCUCUCGGACCUCCGGGAGACUGUGCCGGCUGUGGUGGGCAUUCCCGACAGCUCUGCCGUGGUGGGACGCUACUUCAGAGUCUCCAUCCCCACGGAUUUAAUUGCUUCCAAUGGAGAAGUUGUCCAGAUCUCUGAAGCUGGGAAGGACUCCUUGCCUUCUUGGUUGCACUGGAAUGCAGAGAGCAGCUCCCUGGAAGGGUUGCCCCUUGACACAGACAAGGGUGUCCACUACAUCUCGGUGACCACUCUGCAGCCCUUCCCAAAUGGGAGCUAUGUCCCACAGACCACAAAUGUCUUCUCUGUUGAGGUCCACCAAGAAGACCACAACGAGCCUCAGUCAGUGCGAGUGGCCGUCCAGGACAUGAGUGAAACAGCACCUUUCGUGUGUGGCUCGGAAGAGCCAGUCACUAUCCUGACUGUCAUUUUGGAUGCUGACUUAACAAAAAUGACACCAAAGCAGAGGAUUGAACUCUUAAACAGAAUGAGAAGCUUUUCAGAGGUGGAACUUCACAACAUGAAGUUGGUUCCUGUUGUAAAUAACAGACUCUUUGACAUGUCAGCCUUCAUGGCUGGGCCAGGAAAUGCAAAGAAGGUGGUGGAAAACGGGGCCUUACUCUCAUGGAAACUGGGAUGUUCCCUGAGCCAAAACAGUGUCCCCAACAUCAGCAAGGUGGAGGCUCCAGCUAAGGAAGGAACCAUGUCUGCCCGCCUUGGCUACCCAGUUGUUGGCUGGCACAUUGCUAACAAGAAACCUCACCUCCCAAAGAGGAUGCGGCGGCAGAUCAACGCCACCCCUACGCCUUUGACUGCCAUCGGGCCGCCCACCACUGCCGCACAAGAGCCACCCACGAGGAUUGUCCCCACCCCAACGUCACCUGCCAUCGCGCCUCCCACAGAGACAACAGCACCCCCGGUCCGGGAGCCCAUUCCACUGCCAAGGAAGCCAACAGUCACCAUCAGAACCAGAGGCCCCAUUGUGCAGACACCCACGCUGGGGCCGAUCCAGCCAACCAGGGUAGCAGAAGGCACAGGCACAGCCUCUGUGCCGAUCCGCCCCACCAUGCCCGGGUAUGUAGAGCCCACAGCAGUGAUCACACCGCCCUCAACUACCACCAAGAAACCGAGAGUCUCCACCCUGAAGCCAGCCACACCGUCCACAACAGAUUCCUCCACGGCAAUAACACGGAGGCCUACUCGAAGGCCCAAAACUCCCCGUCCGACAAAGCCUCCCAGCACAACCAGAUCCCCCAUCUCCAAGCUGACAACGGCCUCUCCGCCGUCCCGCGUGCGCACCACAGCCAGCGGGCUGCCCCGGCCCUGGGAGCCGAAUGAGCCACCCAAGCUGACGAACCACAUCGACAGGGUCGACGCGUGGGAAGGCACCUACUUUGAGGUUAAGAUACCGUCGGAUACCUUCUAUGACAAGGAAGACACCACCACUGACAAGCUGCAGCUGACCUUGAAGCUGAAGGAACAGCAGAUGAUCGAGGAGAAUUCGUGGGUGCAGUUCAACAGCACCAGCCAGCUCAUGUACGGCAUGCCAGACCACAACCACAUCGGGAAGCACGAGUACUUCAUGUAUGCCACCGACAAGGGCGGGCUUUUUGCCGUGGAUGCUUUUGAAAUCCACGUCCACAAACGCCCACAUGGGGACAAGUCUCCAGUGAAGUUCAAGGCCAGGCUGGGAGGGGACCAUAAUGCAGUGGUGAAUGACAUCCAUAAGAAGAUCAUGCUGGUGAAGAAGCUGGCUCUGGCAUUCGGUGACAGGAACAGCAGCACGAUCACAGUUCAGGACAUCACAAAAGGCUCCAUCGUAGUGGAGUGGACCAACAACACACUGCCCCUGGAGCCUUGCCCUCGGGAGCAGAUCCGGACUUUGAGCAAAAAAAUUGCAGAUGACUCUGGCAGGCCGAGCCCAGCUUUCUCCAAUGUCCUGCAGCCCGAGUUCAAGCCUCUGAAUGUGUCCGUGGUUGGUUCUGGCAGCUGCAGGCACAUCCAGUUUAUUCCCGUGACCAAGGAUGGCAGGGUGAUCUCAGAGGCCACACCAACGGUGGCAGCAGGCAAAGACCCCGAGAAGAGCAGCGAGGACGAUGUGUACCUGCACACCGUCAUCCCUGCCGUGGUGGUGGCCGCCAUCCUCCUCGUGGCUGGCAUCAUUGCCAUGAUCUGCUACCGCAAGAAGAGGAAAGGCAAACUGACCAUCGAAGACCAGGCCACCUUCAUAAAGAAAGGCGUGCCCAUCAUCUUCGCCGACGAGCUGGACGACUCCAAGCCCCCACCGUCCUCCAGCAUGCCCCUCAUCCUCCAGGAGGAGAAAGCCCCACUGCCCCCUCCAGAGUACCCCAACCAGAGCAUGCCGGAGACCACACCGCUCAACCAGGACACCAUCGGGGAGUACACUCCGCUGCGGGACGAGGACCCCAACGCGCCGCCCUACCAACCUCCCCCCCCCUUCACUGCACCCAUGGAGGGGAAAGGCUCCCGCCCGAAGAACAUGACCCCGUACAGGUCCCCACCGCCCUACGUUCCCCCUUAACAAACGGGAGGCUCUCGGGGAGAAGGGGCCUCCAGCUCCACACCGGUGCUGUCUGUGGGCCGGCAGCCCCCUCGCCAGCCGGGAACACGAAACCCCAGCCCGCUCCCCAGCAGGCUCUCCCCGGCUGCGCCCGCCGCACCGGAGCGCUCGCGGGACUUGGGGGGACACUUGUUUUAUUUUUGCCUAACAAGCUUUGGUUUUAUUUUAUUCAUAGAAAAAAAAAAAUCUCGGCUCAAAGAUGCCUUCCCGGCGGCUUCGGCCGGGGCCGGGGCGGUGGGCAGGGAGGGGGGUCGGGACGGGUCGGGCCGGGUCGGGAGGAGCAGGCAGCACUGGGGUAGCACUCUGGGUCUCCGCUGUUUGCCUUUAACACUAACUGUACUGUUUUUUCUAUUCACGUGUGUCUAGCUACAGGACGUAACAUGAAAGGUAGCCUAAAAAUAAUUAAAUUCAAGGGACUUUCUGAAGUCGAUGGUUUAAGUUUUUACAUUUAAUCUGCUGUUUACCUAAACUGGGAUGUGUAGUUUUUGGGGAGGGGGAGGGCAGUGCUGUGCUGCAGGCGAGCUCCAUGGGCUGGUCAGCGGGGCCAGCCAUCCUCCUCCUCCUCCUCCUCCUCUCGGGGUGGAUCAGCUUCUUGGUUUGGGGUUUGAUUAUUUUAUCAUUUUUAUUUUAUUUUUAAUCAAAGAAAUCCUAUCUUUCUCAUGCAUCAUAAAAUAGUCGUGAGUUGGGUCAGCCUGGCGUGAGGUGCCCAUGGCUGAGCAGGGGCUGCAUCGCUGCGCCGGGGAACGCUCGCAGGAGGAUGAGCUGAGCCCUGUGCCACGACGACUUCUCUGCUUCCCAGCGAGCACCAGGGUUGGGAGGGUCGAUUUUAAGCAAAACCCCCUGCCCGUGGGGUGUUUUGACGAGCGUAGGGUGUGUUCUCGGUCCCGGCUGCUCCUUGGGACUGUGCAAGAAUGGCCUCGCUGGCCUCACGCUGGCACUCCAGCCUGGACACUGUUGGAAAAGAUAAAAAAAUUAAAAAAAAAAUAAAUAAAUAAAUAAAAAGGAAAAAAAAAAAAAAAAGAAAAAA